Messenger RNA from Sorex araneus (European shrew), 5281 nucleotides. RefSeq names its product sulfatase 1 (gene SULF1). The record is from RefSeq and is a predicted model, not a curated record. Gene Ontology annotation, molecular function: calcium ion binding; N-acetylglucosamine-6-sulfatase activity; glycosaminoglycan binding. Gene Ontology annotation, cellular component: Golgi apparatus; cell surface; endoplasmic reticulum. The transcript is spliced from 21 exons. NCBI's taxonomy places the organism in Eukaryota, Metazoa, Chordata, Mammalia, Eulipotyphla, Soricidae. The coding region runs from base 402 to 3746 and encodes 1114 amino acids.
GGUGGUGGGGGGGCAGGGCUGGCCAGCCCGGCGCGCCGCCGAGGUCAGCGCAGAUAAGGAGCCAUGCCCCGCAUCCUCCGACGGGGGAGGGAAGUCGCGCUGCCACCGGGUCUCUGCUCCUCCGCUCGCUCCCGUGGCCCGGGGCUGCUUCUCUAGAGAAGAUUUGCAAGGCGGCUUCUGUGCUGACAGCCACCCACCAUCAGCUGAAGGCGACUGCCAAAUGACAUGCAGGAUCUCCAAAUCAGAAUAAUUGCAGAAAAUCUUCCAAGGACCGCAUCUGCAGAUGUUCUGAGUACCUCUGAGCAUAGAAAUUGAUUAUUCAACCAGGAUACUAAUUCCAGACCUGAAGAGCCCAGGAGCCUAAGCCAUUCCGUCAGUUUUGCAACAUUGGACCCAGCACAAUGAAGUAUUCUGGCUGCGCUCUGGUUUUGGCCGUCCUGGGCACAGAGCUCCUUGGGAGCCUCUGUUCAACAGUCAGAUCCCCGAGAUUCCGAGGACGGAUCCAGCAGGAACGAAAAAACAUCAGACCCAACAUUAUUCUUGUGCUCACUGACGAUCAAGAUGUGGAAUUGGGGUCCCUGCAAGUUAUGAACAAAACCAGACGGAUCAUGGAGCAUGGGGGCGCCACCUUCCCCAAUGCCUUUGUGACCACACCCAUGUGCUGCCCCUCCCGGUCCUCCAUGCUCACCGGCAAGUACGUGCACAACCACAAUGUCUACACCAACAACGAGAACUGCUCCUCGCCCUCGUGGCAGGCGAUGCACGAACCUCGGACUUUUGCCGUGUAUCUAAACAACACCGGCUACAGAACAGCCUUUUUUGGAAAAUACCUCAAUGAAUAUAAUGGCAGCUACAUCCCUCCUGGGUGGCGAGAAUGGCUUGGAUUAAUCAAGAAUUCUCGUUUCUAUAAUUACACUGUUUGUCACAAUGGCAUCAAAGAAAAGCAUGGAUUUGAUUAUGCAAAGGACUACUUCACAGACUUAAUCACUAACGAGAGCAUUAAUUACUUCAAAAUGUCUAAGAGAAUGUAUCCCCAUAGGCCCAUUAUGAUGGUGAUCAGUCACGCUGCGCCCCACGGCCCAGAGGACUCAGCCCCACAGUUUUCAAAACUGUAUCCCAAUGCUUCCCAACACAUAACUCCUAGUUAUAACUAUGCACCAAAUAUGGAUAAACACUGGAUCAUGCAAUACACGGGACCCAUGUUGCCCAUCCACAUGGAAUUCACAAAUGUUCUACACCGCAAAAGACUCCAAACUUUAAUGUCGGUGGAUGAUUCUGUGGAAAGGCUGUAUAACAUGCUUGUGGAAACAGGGGAGCUGGAGAACACAUACAUCAUCUACACUGCGGACCACGGCUACCAUAUAGGGCAGUUUGGGCUGGUCAAGGGGAAGUCCAUGCCAUACGACUUUGAUAUCCGCGUGCCUUUCUUUAUUCGUGGGCCAAGUGUAGAACCCGGAUCAAUAGUCCCACAGAUUGUUCUCAACAUCGACCUGGCUCCAACCAUCCUGGAUAUCGCUGGGCUUGACACACCUGCCGAUGUGGAUGGCAAAUCUGUCCUCAAACUUCUGGACCUGGAAAAGCCAGGUAACAGGUUUCGAACAAACAAGAAGGCCAAAAUUUGGCGUGAUACAUUCCUCGUGGAAAGAGGGAAGUUUCUACGUAAGAAGGAAGAAGCCAACAAGAAUGUCCAACAGUCAAAUCACUUGCCCAAAUAUGAAAGAGUCAAAGAACUGUGCCAGCAGGCCAGGUACCAGACAGCCUGUGAACAACCUGGGCAGAAGUGGCAGUGCAUCGAGGACACAUCAGGCAAACUUCGGAUUCACAAGUGUAAAGGCUCUACCGACCUGCUCACAGCCCGACAGAGCACACGAAACCUCUACUCCCGUGGCUUUCAUGACAAGGACAGAGAAUGCCACUGCGGAGAGACCAGCUACCGAGCCAGCAGAAGCCAGAGGAAGAGUCAGCGGCAGUUCCUCAGAAACCAGGGGGCGCCAAAGUACAAGCCCCGGUUUGUCCACACCCGGCAGACGCGUUCCCUGUCCGUGGAAUUUGAAGGUGAAAUAUAUGACAUCAACCUGGAAGAGGAGGAAUUGCAAGUGCUGCAGCCCAGGAGUAUCGCCAAGCGCCAUGACAGGAGCGCCGGGGGGCGCCAGGAUGCCAGCGGGGGCAACAGGGACAUGAUGCUGGCAGACAGCAACGCCGUGGGCCUGCCCUCCACUGUCCGCGUGACACACAAGUGCUUCAUUCUUCCAAACGAUACCAUCCAUUGUGAGAGAGAGCUGUAUCAGUCAGCCCGAGCCUGGAAAGACCACAAGGCGUACAUUGAUAAAGAGAUUGAAGCUCUGCAAGAUAAGAUUAAGAACUUAAGAGAAGUGAGAGGACACCUGAAAAGGAGGAAGCCUGAGGAAUGCAGCUGCAGUAAGCAGAGUUAUUACAACAAAGAGAAAGGUGUGAAGAAGCAAGAGAAACUGAAAAGCCAUCUUCACCCAUUCAAGGAGGCCGCUCAAGAAGUAGACAGCAAACUUCAGCUUUUCAAGGAGAACCGGAGGCGGAAGAAAGAGCGGAAGGAGAAGAAGCGGCAGAGGAAGGGAGAGGAGUGCAGCCUCCCUGGGCUCACCUGCUUCACACAUGACAACAACCACUGGCAGACGGCCCCCUUCUGGAACCUGGGAUCUUUCUGUGCUUGCACGAGUUCUAACAAUAACACCUACUGGUGUUUGCGUACAGUUAAUGAGACACAUAAUUUUCUUUUCUGUGAGUUUGCCACUGGCUUCUUGGAGUAUUUUGACAUGAAUACAGAUCCUUAUCAACUCACAAAUACAGUGCACACAGUAGAACGGGGCAUUUUGAAUCAGCUACACCUGCAGCUGAUGGAGCUAAGAAGCUGUCAAGGGUAUAAGCAGUGCAACCCAAGACCCAAAGGCCUUGAAGUUGAGGACAGUUAUGGGAUGGAUGGGAAGGUUAAUCUGCCUGAUCUCGCAGCAGAUGUCAACUGGCAAGGCCUGGAGGAUUUAUACAGUGUAAAUGAAAGUGUCUAUGAGUACAGACAAGACUAUAGACUUAGUCCGGGUGACUGGACUAAUUACUUGAAGGAUGUAGAUAGAGUAUUUGCACUGCUGAACAGUCACCAUGAGCAAAGUAAAGCUAAUGAGAGUGAGGGGUUCCUGGCUGAAUCUCCCGAGCUCUCAGUGCCCGGAGAGUUGGCCUCCCCUGAGUCAGAUGAAGAAGCCCUGAUGCGUAUGGUAGGGAAAGCACCCCAUUUGUCUUGGCCAGCUGACCUGCAAACCCUGCAUUUGAACAAACCAACAUUCAGUCCAGAUAGCACACUUGAAUGGAACAAUGACAUUCCAGAAGUCGGUCGCCUGAAUUCUGAACACUGGAGAAAUCACAAAACCGAGAAAUGGAUGGAGCAGAAAGAGGUGAAUCAUCUGGAAACCAAUUUUAGCGGCAAUGGCCUGAUGGAGCCAGUGCUCCCGCCUGGCCCCAUUCUGCAGUCCCUGAGCGGGCACAGGAAUGGAUUCACCCAGCAUGGUGGUUUAGAAGAACAUGCGUUCAAAGAUCAGCUGCAUCUUCCUGUGUAUUCUGGGGUUGAGUCUGUUCAUCCUGCCACCGAUGUGCCCAUCAGGAAGCAGCCUGGUCCCUCCAGCAGUGUGAAGUGGAUGGUGAACGAGGUGGGAGGGAAUCACACCGCAGAGGGCUUCCCGGGUGCCGAAGGCAGCGCCUCUCUCCCACUCUCCUCCGAUUAGAUGGCAUUGUCACCCUAUCUUGCACACAGUAUUUUUUUUUAAACUUCUGAUUAAUAAACCAAUAGAACAAAUCAUGACCACCAACAUUCCAAGCUACGCUUGUUACAUGUGUAGAGUAGGAUGUGUGCAUGGGAAUAGCAUGCACACAGGACUCGGUGUUGUAGCUCACUGUUGGUCAAGAGUAGAAAAGAGAUCAAUUUGUACUUGUUUCUUUGUUGGGGAUGGGGGGGGCAUACUAAAAACAGUAUUAUCUUUCAGAAGCUCUAGGGCCAUGCAUAUAAAAAAAAAGUUAUCCAGUCAAGAUGGCUAGGUUUAUGUCUUUAAGGAGUAUCUGAAAUUUGACAUCUGAGUCUUUCAGCACACUUUCCACUGCCUGUGAAAUGUGGUUUUGAUUUCAGCCACUGGAAUUUCUCAGUGGCGUCAUUUGGAGUCAAAGUUUUUACACUUUGAGAUCAGAGUGCCAUUUCUAUUUGAUUAAUCUUUUAAAAAAAAAAAAAAAGAAAAGAAAGAAAAUCAGACUUGUCAGUCUCACUGAUUGCUAUCAAUGUGACAGAGUUAAAUAGACCCCCCACGGAUGACACACAGUAUGAAUCCACAUAUUGUUAAAUGUAAAACUUUUUGCCAGAAAAUAGUGCAUGUGUUUUACUUUGACUUGCUAAAAUCAAUUAGCAGAAAGGCCUGGUUAAAGGUGUUGGCAGUACAAAUAAAUGAAAAAACAAAGAUUGCCUGCUUUCUCUGUCCCGACCUCAAAAUGUUCAUCAUAUACUUAAAAUUGAUAAUUUUUUUAUUAUUUUCUUAACAGGAUAGAAGGACUGAAGCUCUUUUCUAAUCUUUGUUUUGCUUUCUUAACCUGGCUUUAUGAGCUUAAGUGUUGAGAAGAUAAGUUUAGUUUCGAAUUUAUAGAAUGAAAUUUUUUCAAUAAAACAAACUUAUAAUGUUUCAUAACAAACACACUGUAUGUGUUGUAUGAUUAUUUUUAAGGCCUUCACCAAGUUCUGGUUUUUUAAAGGCAUGAUUCAAAACAGCUUUGAAAAUCUGUUUUCUUGAAAAUGUAUUUGUCAUGCAUUAGGUUUUUCAAUACCAGCAAAAGGAUUACCUCACUGAGUGUUAUCAGUAGCCUAAUUGACUUCCCAAGAAGGUUAUAUUUUUUUUAGCUUAACCACGAUUUUCUUUUUAUUUUUAGAUAAUUCAAAUACAUAGGUAAAUUAUAUUGUUUUCUUUAAGUGUUUAUGGUAAACUCUUUUAAAGAAAAUUUGAUAUUACAGUUCAAUCUUUGAUAACUUUAAGUCUAUCAUAGACUGUACAUAUGUUAAAAUUAACUAGUUCUAUAUCAGAUGUGUGUAUCACCAAUUGAAUGGCAGAAGAAACAUAUUUAUGGUCAUGAAUGGUGUACUUUGUAAAAAGGUCUCAAGUUACUGGGAAACAUACUGUUUUUUUUAAUCUUGUGUAAUAAUCUGUGAUACUUUUAUAGAACAAUUCUGGCUUCAGGAAAGUCUAGAAGCAAUAUUUCUUGAAAUAAAGAUGUUUAAACUUUA